Molecule: messenger RNA, 1295 nt
Organism: Sclerotinia trifoliorum
Lineage: Eukaryota; Fungi; Ascomycota; Leotiomycetes; Helotiales; Sclerotiniaceae
Source: the annotation of a GenBank genome assembly
AUAAAACAUUGCGAGCAGAUUUAUUUUGCGAUUGAGGCACCCCGCCAUCAAAUUAUAUCUUGUCGCAUAACCUCAAGAGUAAAUUCGAGAAAGAGCUAGAGAUAGGGAGCGCAAAGGAUAGAAUAUAAUAGGAAAAAAGAAAGAAAACGAUAUGGCUUCUUCACAAUCAAAUGUAGGAAAUGGAGUAUACUCACCUGGUAAGCUGUCCCAUCCACCCUCAUUCAAUUCAUACUCCUCUGUUCAAAAUACCCAGUCUUGACUUUCGCAUAUGCUCUUCCCUCACCCAUUCAAUUCAUAAUACUAAUUUCGUCCCUUCAGAACUCCGCCUCCGCCACUUCCAACGUAGCAUAAACCUCUCCAUCUUCCUCUGGCCUUCCCUAACCCUCGCCGUAACCUCUUCCUGGGGCGGCCCCGAAUCCACCUCCAAACGCGAAUGGCUAGCCGCAACCCUCAUCGAUCUUCUCUCCGACCCUGAAAACCACGACGUAGACGCUGGCUGGGUUGAAGAAUUCCUUUUAAACGUAAUGGAAGAUGAAUUUGAGGUAGUAGUUGAUGAUGGAAGCGCGUUGGAAGUAGCAAAUGGUAUAAUUAAAUGUAGAGGGGAAUGUGAGAGGGGAGUCUGGGGAGAAGAGACCAGUUUAUGUGCGAGAUUAGAAAAAAAGUGGGAGGAGAAAGGAGGGAAGAGUGAGGAGUUGGCAAAUUUUAAGAAGGGAGCCGAUCAGGAGGAUACGGAUGGGGAUGAUGAGAGUGGAGAUGAGGAGGAUGAAGAAGGAGAUGUGGAAAUGGAUGAGGCGCCGCAGUUGGUGAGGGUUAAGGAGCCGGUUGUACCGGAGGUGGAUGAGGAUGGAUUUACGAAGGUUGUUAAGAAGAGGAGAUGAGAGGUACAUGGGCUACAGCAAGCUGAGAGGAGCUGCGAGGAUUCGAACAGAGAGGAUAUAAUAAAUGGCGAAGAAGAUUUGGCAAAAGAAAUGGAUAAGAUCGCAAGUUUGGCAUGGCAGGUGUUAAAAGAGCCAACCGUACGACAUGUGUGUACGAUUACGAGAAUGGAGGAUUUCAGGGAAAUCAUCUCGGAGGUCAUGUCAAUUCUAUAUACAUGACCUGACGUCUCCGAUGGAGAUUGAGCACGAAUCUCAACACCAAAUGAGGAGAUUUUGACGGCAAAAUCACUGGGAAAAUAAUACACUACCAAACCCAUCUAUUUGGUAUCUAUAAAGAUUUCCAGGAGACGAUAGGUUCCUUGUAUAGAUGUCACUACUAAAAGCGCCUAACAUAAUAAAAAUACAUAGAAAGAAACC